This is a messenger RNA of Arxiozyma heterogenica, 1734 nucleotides long. It is a transcript of the gene COQ8, whose product is annotated as protein kinase COQ8. Gene Ontology annotation, biological process: ubiquinone biosynthetic process. The coding region runs from base 1 to 1734 and encodes 577 amino acids. The record is from RefSeq and is a predicted model, not a curated record. Lineage: Eukaryota; Fungi; Ascomycota; Saccharomycetes; Saccharomycetales; Saccharomycetaceae. The transcript has a single exon.
AUGACAAAAUAUAGAGCUGCAUAUUAUCUUUGGGAAAUAUCAGUAGCAUCUAAAAAUGUCCUUUACAAAUCUUCUUCACAUGCAAGAAAUUCCUUUAAAAUAUGGUUUGAUUCGUCUCCAAUUUUAAAAUCUUUAUUAUCAGAUUAUCAAUGGUACGAAGAUCCUGAAUGGAAUAAGGCAAGAGGUAUCUCCGAUAAAAUAAGAUCUAGUUUAUCCCUAUCAAAUUCUAAACAGAAGAAAUUAAAUCGAAUUAAUACUACAAGACAUUACUCCACAACAAGAGUAAGAAGAGAUGAUCCUUCUAAAAUAUCUGAAAUUGGGAAAUUAAAUAAUAAUAAUAAUAAUAAUAAUAAUAAUAAUAAUAAUAAUGGCAUGAAAGAAGAUGAGAAAGAAAGUGACUCCAAACGAAAUCUACAGAGUUCCAAGGUUCCAUCGUCCAGGCUUUCAAGAUUAUUUCACUAUGGAAGUUUGGCCGCAGGUGUAAGUAUGAAUGUUGCCGCACAAGGUUUAACUGAAGUGGCUAAGGGAAACUCACCAACAUGGAAAUCUUUAAUUUUAUCAGACUCAAAUAUUGAAAGAAUAACUAAGAAAUUUUCUCAGAUGAGAGGUGCUGCAUUGAAAAUUGGUCAGUUGAUGUCAUUUCAAGAUGAAAAGGUUUUACCAGCAGAACUGUAUAGUAUUUUAUCUAAAGUUCAAAAUAGUGCUCAUUAUAUGCCUCAGAGACAGUUAUUAAGGGUUUUAAAAACAGAAUUGGGUGAAGACUGGGAAAAUAGGUUUCAAUCAUUUGACAGAAUACCUAUUGCUGCAGCAAGUAUAGGUCAAGUACAUACAGCAACACUUAAAUCUGGAGAAAAGGUUGUAGUAAAGAUUCAAUACCCAGGUGUCAAGAAAUCUAUCGAUUCUGAUUUAAGUAAUUUACUUAUGUUACUGACGGCAUCAAGGUUAUUGCCUAAGGGGCUAUUUUUAGAUAAAAUUGUCGCAAACGCUAGAAAAGAAUUGAAGUGGGAGUGUGACUAUAUCCGUGAAGCUAAAGCCUUACAAAAAUUCGAAGAAUUACUAAAGGGCGAUGAGGUAUUUUCUGUACCUCAUGUCUUUGAAGAUUUAACCACAUCAAAUAUUUUAACAAUGACAAAAAUGGAGGGUUAUGAGAUUAUGAAGUUACCACCAAGAUUAAAUACGCAGAAAAUCAAAAAUUUUAUUGCUGAGAAUAUAAUGAGAUUGUGUUUGACAGAGAUUGCACAAUUCAAAUACAUGCAAACAGAUCCAAAUUGGGCUAAUUUCUUAUAUAAUGAAAAGACCCAGAAAAUUGAAUUGUUAGAUUUUGGUGCUUCGAGACCAUUUCCUGAUGAAUUCAUUAUUAAAUAUAGAAAAUUAUUGACCUAUACUACAAAAAAUGAUAGAAAUGCUGUGAAGAAAAUGUCAGAGGAAUUGGGUUACCUGACAGGUUUAGAGUCUUCUGCUAUGAUAGAAGCGCACGUUGAUAGUGUUAUGACAUUAGGAGAACCCUUUACUGGAGGCAAUGUUGGUACAUUGUUUGAUUUUCAGAAUCAAACUGUUUCAGAUAGAAUCAGAGAAAAUAUAGGGUUAAUGGUUAACGAGAGGCUGUGUCCACCACCAGAAGAAACUUAUUCGUUACACAGAAAGUUCAGUGGGAUUUUUUUACUGUGUGCUAAAUUUGGGGCUUCUGUUCACUGUGCUAGGUUGUUUGAUCAAAUAUUUGCUUAUAAAGAAUAA